AUGAUUGCAAGUCUUGCUUCAUUGCUGUUGCUCAGCACUUUCGGCAUGACAGAUGCAUUCUCGAUGCCAGAAGCAGCAUCAUCUUUCACCUCUCUACUGGCAUCUUCCCUCAACAACGCUAUACCCAACACACUUCUGGCUCGCAGUGGUGGCUCAGGCGGCUGCCCAGCAAUUUGGACUACUAUCUCUUCUGACCUUACCGCGUCUUUCUUGGGCUCCGAUGGCCAAUGUACCGACCUUGCGAGAGCCGCUAUCCGGUUUGCGUUCCACGAUGCUGGCGGUGCAGAUGGUUCUCUUCUCCUCAACCCAGACGAGAUCAAUCGUCCGGAGAACGGUGGCUUGGGUGACUACCAAACAUGGUUGAUGGGAAAAUACACUCAGUACAACAGCAAGGCAACCGUCGGUGCCGCCGACUUGAUCCAAUUUGCUGGUGCUCACGCCGUCAUCACAUGUCCUGGUGGGCCAAAGAUCAAAACUGUCGUUGGCAGAACCGACAGUUCUGUCAUAGCUCCAGACGGCUUCCUCCCUGCUGGAUUUGGUCCUAACUCGUCUCAUGAUGUCCUGUAUCAGCUCUUCCUUGACAAGGGUUUUAGUGCUAGAGAUUUGGCAGCACUCAUCGGCGCGCACUCCACGAGCAAAGCAUUCACUCAGCAAGCCAACGGUAUUCCCAGCGGUGGCCAACAAGACUCAACUCCUGGCAAAUGGGACAUCUCUUACUACGCUCAGGUCAAUAAUCCUCCAGCGGGUGUGUAUCGCUUCCAAUCCGACAUCAACCUCUCGAACGCGUCGACAACGGUCGGCAAACAGUUCCAGGGCUUCGUUGGCAACCAGGGCAAGUGGACAAGCUCCUUCGCGGAUGCCAUGGCUCGUCUGAGUGUACUGGGUAUUCCAGCUUCGGCGCAGGUCAACUUCAUUGAUUGUACCAGUGCACUUCCAAGAGGCACAUCCUCGAUGAGAGAAAUUCGUGCUGCUCCCAUCAACAACCGCGCACGGUAG
Messenger RNA from Aureobasidium musti, 996 nucleotides. The record is from the annotation of a GenBank genome assembly. NCBI's taxonomy places the organism in Eukaryota, Fungi, Ascomycota, Dothideomycetes, Dothideales, Saccotheciaceae.